AAUCGCAACCUUUUGGAACUCCAUCGCUCUACGCGUUUGAAACUGAUAUUAAUUAAAUAUUUUUAAGCAGCAUAAAAAAAUUGUGCAUUGUUCCAUACACAUUUUUGAGGUUUGUUUUUUCUAGUGACCCUAGUGAUAUCUGGCACUUUAUUUCCGUUCAUAAGUAUGUGAUGAUCGGUUUUUUGGACAGUUUUUUUAGAAGUUAUUUUAUUUCUUAUCUCAGUUUUUUACUUUAUGUACUGUCGAUACACUUAAAUUUCCACGUACUUCAGAACCGGGGUUCCCGCCAUUUUUUUUACAGUGGCGUGAUCUUUCAGUUGGCCUUUGCUUGUAUGUAUUCGUUCAUCUCAUCAUCCAUCCAUUCGAAUUCUGUUGUUGCUGUUGUAUCGUUCAAUCUCGAACGUUCCGAAACGAGAUCAUCAAAAAACAACGUACGUUCGUACUAUUUGGAAGAAUAUCCGCAAUGUUUUUUCCAAAAACUAGGGAAGAGCAAAUGGAACCACCUGUCAAAAAAUACAGCCAAAUAAUGCAUGGUCAACAGCGCUAUACAACAACAUUCACGUGGAAAUUGUGUGAUUGGCAUCUGUUCUAUGACAUCAAAUAUUCUAAGGGUGUUACAUCGGACUGUUUUGAGCUCGACGGUACAAAUGGAUGUAUGUGCCAAAUAUUUUUAAACCCGAUGGAUCCUGUUGGCCAUUUGACACUGAUAUUCUCGCAUCCUAAAUCCAUCUUGAAAAUGGAGGUGUCAAUUAACAUUAAUAAAAAAGAAUCAAAUUUAUUCAACAUGGUAAAUGGUUGUAAUAAAAGGCACCGUUUGAUAAUUAGUAUACCUAAUUCCAUGAAAAAAGAACAGAGAUCUGUUCUAGUAAGCGAACCACUAACGAUUUUUGCAAAGUUUACAAUCGCUGGAUUUCCAAAAGUUUCUAUCAGCAGAAAUCCUCCAAAGAAUAUUCUUCAACAUAUUAAAGUUUUGUUUGAGGAAAAAAUUCUGUGCGACGUUAAUUUUAUAAUCGGCGAUGAAGAAUUUCCUGCCCACAAAACAAUUGUUGCAGCACAGAGUAAAGUUUUUCAAGCGAUGUUCCUGAAUGAAAUGUUGGAAAAAGAGAAAGGCACAGUUAAUAUACCUGACACAAGGGCAGAGGUCUUUCAGAAAUUUCUUGACUAUCUUUAUACUGGAGAAGUGGACAAUUUUGAAGAUAUAGUUGAUGAGCUUAUAGUUAUUGCUGACAAAUAUCAAGUCUCCACACUGAAAGAAACCUGUACAAAUUACAUGCUGCUAAAUCUUUGUGAGACAAACGUUGUAAAAUAUCUUCUUGUAGCAGACAAACUGUGCUGCACCGAACUGAAAGAAAAAGCUUUUGACAUUUUUCAACACAGUGCCAAUGCAUUGGUAGAAGUUAUUGAAGAGGGAGAUCAAGAGGUAUCCAUGAGUUUGAAAAAACUCCUGAUCGAUUUCCAUUCCUCAUCGUCAGAUGAAGAAUAAAAACUACCCAAGUCAAAUUUUCUUUUUCAUUUUAUUACUCAACAAUUAUCAUUCCAUGUUGAAGACGUUUUUGGCAAUGCGUACAAUUUGCGAAUUUUGAAAUUUUUAUGUUAUCGUUACAUGAUGUUGAUCAUCAGACCUGGGUCGUUUUGAAAAAGUCUUAAUGGGCGAAUAUAUUUCGACAAAAACGUAAGCCGAGGGACUUCUUCCUUUUGCAUUAUUUUUCAAAACUCAUUUAGUUUAUGAUAAUGUUUGUAUUUUUAUACUACGUUUUCAAGUGAUGAAGGUUUCCAAAAAUUGUAUUUUUUCUUUCUUUUAUAUAGCACGACUACAAUUUUUUUAUUUUUGUGUUAGUCGAAGUUCAACUUUGAUGUAAGUUAUAAGUUAUAUGUAAGUUAAGAGUCAAUUGUAUGGAAAAAUAAUGUAAGUUUGUAUGUAAUAAAAGUAACUUUAAAAUCGCAAUCCAUAAUCCGCAACCUGCUUCCCCCUCCCCUUUUUCAACUAUACAAGCGCGAGAACAAAAAGUAAUCGAUCGAGAAGCAACCAAAAAAUUUUUUCAAUUAUUUUUAAAUUCACUUUCACUGCAUGACCGAACGUUUGAAAUGAUGAAUGAAUGAUACUAGACCAAAAGCAAAUU
Molecule: messenger RNA, 2120 nt
Organism: Venturia canescens
Lineage: Eukaryota; Metazoa; Arthropoda; Insecta; Hymenoptera; Ichneumonidae
Product: speckle-type POZ protein-like
Exons: 2
Coding region: 464-1483 (339 amino acids)
Biological process (GO): proteasome-mediated ubiquitin-dependent protein catabolic process; regulation of proteolysis
Cellular component (GO): cytoplasm
Molecular function (GO): ubiquitin protein ligase binding
Source: RefSeq, a predicted model, not a curated record